AUGUCGGCUGCUCCUGAAGUACUUACCAACGCAACCGUGGCUAGCCGUUUGCCCUUGCUGAAGGGCUCGAGUGGGAAGCCCCCAGUUAAGGACAUGUUCACAGAUCUGAAAGACGGAAGGAAGCUUUUGGACCUUUUGGAGGGCCUGACAGGGAAACCUCUGCCUAAAGAACGAGGUUCCACACGAGUACAUGCCUUAAAUAACGUCAACCGAGUACUGCAGGUCUUGCAUCAGAACAACGUGGAGUUGGUGAAUAUUGGAGGAACUGACAUUGUUGAUGGAAAUCACAAGCUGACGCUGGGGCUGCUGUGGAGCAUUAUCUUGCACUGGCAGGUGAAGGAUGUCAUGAAGAACAUCAUGUCAGAUUUGCAGCAGACCAACAGUGAGAAGAUCCUGCUGAGCUGGGUUCGGCAGUCCACGAGACCUUACAGUCAGGUCAAUGUUCUGAACUUCACCACAAGCUGGGCUGAUGGACUCGCCUUUAACGCUGUCAUCCACAGACACAAACCUGAGCUUUUCAACUGGGAUAAAGUUAUAAAGAUGUCCCCAGCUGAGAGACUGGAACAUGCUUUCAGCAUAGCCAAGAACCACUUAGGAAUCGAGAAACUGUUGGAUCCUGAAGAUGUGGCUGUACAGCUUCCAGACAAAAAGUCCAUUAUUAUGUAUUUAACCUCUUUGUUUGAGGUCCUUCCUAAGCAAGUCACUAUGGAAGACAUCCGGGAGGCUGUAGCACUUGAAGAGGAGCAGGGCAGUUCUAGAGCAGAGACUCCCAGCACAGUGACAGAGGUGGAUAUGGACUUGGAUAGCUACCAAGUUGCUCUGGAAGAAGUGCUCACAUGGCUGCUGUCAGCUGAGGAUGCAUUUCGGGAACAGGAGGAAAUAUCUGGUGACGUUGAGGAAGUCAAAGAGCAAUUUUCUACCCAUGAAGGUUUUAUGAUGGAACUGACUGCGCACCAGAGCAGCGUGGGCAGUGUUCUGCAGGCUGGAAACCAACUGGUGGCCCAGGGAAAUCUGUCACCUGAAGAAGAGUUUGAGAUCCAGGAGCAAAUGCUGCUGCUGAACUCGCGCUGGGAGGAGCUCAGGGUGGAGAGCAUGGACAGGCAGUCCCGCCUGCAUGACAUGCUGAUGGAGCUCCAGAAGCAGCAGUUGCAGCAGCUGUCCAACUGGCUGACGGUCACAGAGGAGCGCAUUCAGAAAAUGGAAUCGCAGCACUUAGCAGAAGAUUUGGAGUCUCUUCAAAAACAGCUGGAAGAACAUAAAAGCCUGCAGAGUGACCUAGAGACAGAACAGGUGAAGGUGAACUCCCUGACGCACAUGGUUGUCAUUGUUGAUGAAAGCAGUGGAGAAAGUGCAACAGCUAUUCUGGAGGAGCAGUUGCAGAGGCUUGGCGAGCGGUGGACAGCAGUUUGUCGUUGGACUGAGGAACGACGGGUCAAGUUGCAAGAAAUUCAUCUUUUAUGGCAGGAGCUGCUGGAAGAGCAAUGCUUAUUGAAAGCUUGGUUAACUGAGAAAGAAGAGGCUUUGAGUAAGGUCCAGACAAGCAACUUUAAAGAUCAAACGGACCUGAGUGUGAAUGUUCGAAAACUAGCAAUUUUGAAAGAGGACAUGGGUAUGAAACGACAAACACUAGACCAGUUGAAUGAGCUAGGUCAGGAUGUGGCCCAAAUCCUUGGGAAUGGCAGAGCAUCCAGUAAAAUCGAUCAGGAUCAAGAAGAACUAACUCAGAGGUGGGACAGUUUGGUUCAGAAGCUAGAGGAUUAUUCUAACCAGGUACUUAACAAGGCUUUAUUACUUUUUAGCUGGUUAGAUAUCUGUAUGUAUGCAAACCUCAUUGAUACUGUCAGCAAAAUUGCUCAGGUGACUCAAGCUGUAGGAAGCGUAGGGUUGUCACAGGUUUCACAGAAGUCUGCUGCAGAAACAAUGCCGUUGAAGGAACAGGUAGUGGUUAAACAAUCCCGACAGGAGUUGCCCCCGCCGCCACCCCCAAAGAAAAGGCAAAUCCCAGGGGAAAGUGAAGUAAAGAAAAAGUUUGAUGCUGAAAGUGCUGAGCUCUUGAACUGGAUUUCAAAAUCAAAAUCUGCCAUUCAGGCCAUAGAUAUCAAAGAGUACAAGAAGAUGAGAGAGACUUCGAACAUGAAAGAGAAAUUGAAGGUAAUUGAAAAAGAAAGAGUUGAAAAAAGCCAAAAGUUAGAUGAACUGAAACAAAGUGGACAUAUUCUUUUGGAUCAAAUGGGAAAGGAAGGACUUUCUACAGUGGAUAUAAAAACUGUGAUUGAGAAAAUAUCGUUAGGGUGGAAAGAUGUGGUUCAACAGCUGGAAGAAGUGGCCAGAAAGAUAAAGUACCAGGAAGAUAUAAAUGCUUAUUUUAAGGAAAUGAGUGAGCUUGAGAAGACUGUAAUUGAGAAGGAUGGCUGGCUUAAAAAUGACGCUUCUUCAGCAUCCCAGCCCUCAGCAGUCCUGAAAGACUUAUGCCAGCAGGAGUUAACUCAUCUCGUAAGCCUGAGUCCACGUUUGGAACACCUGAAAGCCACCUGCAAGGCGCUCACCUCUCAGCCCAUGCCUCCAAACUUCAUUCAGGAGAGCUUGAAUGGUUUUCUCGAUCGCUUCAAGCUGACUCGUCAGAAACUAGAGGAACGUCACCAGCAGCUGAAGAAAG
Molecule: messenger RNA, 2656 nt
Organism: Cariama cristata (Red-legged seriema)
Lineage: Eukaryota; Metazoa; Chordata; Aves; Cariamiformes; Cariamidae
Product: utrophin-like
Exons: 19
Biological process (GO): synaptic signaling
Cellular component (GO): plasma membrane
Molecular function (GO): protein binding
Source: RefSeq, a predicted model, not a curated record